CUAUGGCUCCUCUUCCGGGUUACGACGCGGCAUCAUGGCGGCGCACCUGAAGAAGCGGGUGUAUGAGGAGUUCACCAAGGUGGUCCAGCAGCAGCAUGAGGACCUGUCCACCAAGAAGCUGCGGCUGACCAAGCCCAGCAAGUCGGCAGCGCUGCAUGUGGACCUGUGCAAAGCCACCUCGCCUGCAGACGCCUUGCAGUACCUGCUCCAGUUUGCCAGGAAGCCCGUGGAAGUGGAGAGCGUGGAAGGGGUUGUCAGGAUCCUGCUGGAGCAUUAUUACAAGGAGAAUGAUGCCUCUGUGAGACUGAAGAUUGCAUCCUUGCUGGGGUUGUUGUCAAAGACUGCAGGAUUUUCCCCAGACUGCAUUAUGGAUGAUGCCAUUAACACGCUUCAGAAUGAGAAGUCUCACCAAGUCCUCGCUCAGCUCUUGGACACCCUGUUGGUGAUUGGCACAAAACUCCCAGAGAAUCCGUCUGUCAGGAUGAGGCUGGUGGAGGUAGCCUGCAAGCAUCUGACAGAUUCUUCUCAUGGUGUAAGGAAUAAGUGUCUUCAGCUCAUUGGCUGUCUUGGCCCAGUGGAAAAAGGUGCUGCAAAAGAGGCUGAAAGCCAGGCGGCCAAAGAUGUCCAGAAGAUAAUAGGAGAUCAUUUUAGUGAUCAGGACCCUCGAGUUAGGACUGCAGCUAUAAAAGCCAUGCUACAGCUUCAUGAAAGAGGAUUAAAGUUACAGCAAGCUAUUUAUAGUCAGGCCUGCAAGCUGUUGGCAGAUGAUUAUGAGCAAGUGCGCAGCGCUGCAGUUCAGCUGAUUUGGGUCCUCAGUCAACUCUACCCUGAAAGCAUCGUCCCGAUUCCUUCUUCCAAUGAAGAAAUUCGCUUGGUUGAUGAUGCCUUUGGAAAAAUUUGCCAUAUGGUUAGUGAUGGUUCCUGGGUUGUAAGAGUACAAGCUGCAAAGUUAUUGGGUUCUAUGCAACAAGUUAGCUCCCAUUUCUUGGAGCAGACGCUUGACAAGAAGCUCAUGUCAGAUCUGAGGAGGAAGCGCACUGCACAUGAGCGAGCCAAAGAGCUCUACAGCUCUGGGGAGUUUUCAAGUGGCAGAAAGUGGGGAGAUGAUGCUCCCAAGGAGGAGAUCGAUACUGGUGCUGUGAACUUGAUUGAAUCAGGAGCUUGUGGGGCCUUUGUUCAUGGCCUGGAAGAUGAGAUGUACGAGGUUCGAAUCGCUGCCGUUGAAGCCCUGUGUAUGUUGGCUCAGUCCUCGCCUUCUUUUGCGGAGAAAUGCCUGGAUUUUUUGGUUGACAUGUUUAAUGAUGAAAUUGAGGAGGUCAGAUUGCAGUCAAUACACACAAUGAGAAAGAUUUCCAACAAUAUCACGCUGCGGGAAGACCAGCUGGAUACUGUGUUAGCUGUCUUGGAGGAUUCCUCGAGGGACAUUCGGGAAGCCCUUCAUGAACUGCUGUGUUGCACCAAUGUUUCAACUAAAGAAGGCAUCCAUCUUGCACUGGUGGAGCUGCUGAAAAACCUGACCAAGUAUCCCACAGACAGAGAAUCCAUAUGGAAAUGCUUGAAGUUCCUGGGAAGCAGGCAUCCCACUCUGGUGCUUCCGUUAGUCCCAGAGCUGCUGAGCACGCAUCCAUUCUUUGACACUCCGGAACCGGACAUGGAUGACCCAGCCUACAUUGCUGUUCUGGUUCUGAUUUUUAAUGCUGCCAAAAGUUGCCCAACGAUGCCUGCCCUGUUCUCUGACCAUACCUUCAGACAUUACGCGUAUCUUCGGGACAGUCUCUCUCACCUGGUCCCUCCAUUACGAUUGCCAGGUAGGAAGCUGGUGUCGUCUGCUGUCUCUCCCAGUAUUACUCCACAUGAGGAUCCUUCCCAGCAGUUCCUGCAUCAGAGCCUGGAGAGGGUUUACAGUUUUCAGCACCUCGACCCCCGGGGCAUCCAGGAGCUGCUGGAAUUCACCAUCCGUGAUCUUCAGAGGCUUGGAGAGCUGCAGUCAGAACUGGCAGGAAUGGCAGAUUUCAGUGCAACUUACCUUCAGUGUCAGCUGCUCCUCAUCAAGGCCUUGCAGGAGAAGUUGUGGAACGUGGCAGCUCCCCUGUACCUGAAACAGAAUGCAUUGGCAUCUGCUGCAGCAAAACAGAUCCUGGAAGAAACGUACAAGAUGGAGUUCAUGUACAGCGGGGUGGAGAGCAGACAAGUGGUCAUCAUCCACCACAUGAGACUGCAGGCGAAGGCCUUGCAGCUCAUAGUGACUGCCCGCACCACCAGAGGAGUGGAACCUCUUUUUGGGAUGUGUGAAAAAUUCCUCCAAGAAGUGGAUUCCUUUCAGAGAUGUUUCAUCUCUGAGCUGCCACAUAUGCAAGGCAGUUUUGUAGAUAAACUGUUGGACUUAAUGCCCAGACUUGUGACGUCCAAGCCUUCAGAAGUGGUCAAGAUUCUUCAGACAACACUGCGGCAAAGUACCUUCCUCCACCUUCCUCUGCCAGAGCAGCUCCAUAGGGCCACUGCAAAUAUCAUUGAGCCUACUGGUGAAUCUGAUAAUCCCCUGAGGUUUACAUCAGGAUUGGUUGUGGCACUGGAUGUUGAUGCAACUCUGGAGCAUGUGCAGGAUCCCCAAGGAACUGUUAAAGUUCAGGUGCUGUAUCCAGAUGGACAAGCACAGCUAAUCCACCCUAAACCAGCUGACUUCCGAAAUCCUGGCCCUGGGAGGCACAGGCUGAUAACUCAGGUUUACCUCUCGCACACAGCCUGGACAGUGCCCUAAACCCCUCCUUUAGCUCUGAUGAUGAUGAGACUCCAACAUUCGCCUUCAGUCUCAGCUGCUGUUCACACUUCCCCAUGGAAGCCUUCAGUAAUUGGCUUGUGGACUUCAAACAACAAAACCAGAUUUCAAACAACAAAAAAAUCAUUUGCAGCUCCCUUUGUCCUGUUUUCUUUUAAUCCUUUCACCUUUAUUCAAAUGUGGGGGUUUCCUCUGAGAGGUUUUUUUUCUGAGCAGUUUUUCAUUGGAUUUGUUGAUUAUUUUUGGUUUAACCAACAUAAUUUUGUUUAUUGCUGUGUUCCUUCACAUACCCUUUUUUUUAAUAUAGUACUUCCAUGGUGUACUCACUCAUCCUGCUGUCUUUGUUUUGUUUUGGAGAAGAAAACAUGGUAUUGUUUCUAGGAAGUAUCUGGGUUUAGGGGUUGAUCAUAUUACUUCACCAGAGGGAGCUGAAGCCCUUAUUUGUACUUUUGCAGUGUUCCCUGGAAGGGCCACUGAGGGAUUCUGUUCUGCUGUCUCCUCUAGGCAUUAUUUUAACCAUUAACUUUGACAUUGGCACUUAGGCAUAUAAAACAGGGGGAAGACACUGAGCUGGGAGGGGCUCAGGAAACAGGGUCAGAAUUCAAAGUGCAGAAAUUGCCUUAAUUCAAGACAGUGAAACUCAUUAAAGUCCAGCAGAAAGAGUGUGCUUGGAAAGGAAAGUGCCCAAGUGCAAAGCACUGAUUAACUGUCAGGUGUAGAGCAGAAGUGAAAGAGGUGACUGCAGGCUGCAGGUAGGAGUUGGUGGAGUGAUGAGAAGGUGAGCUCAGGGAGGUGUUGGCUGAAGCGUGGUGGAACUGUGCAAAAGGGUUCUUGUGUCCUGUCUGGUGCUAAUGAUGUCUCAGCUGGAGACCCCCUGCAGUUCUCAACGUGGCAUCUUAAAGUCCUGUGGGUUUCAGCAGGUUUCAGUGGAGGUUUCAUUACGGAGGUCCUGUUGGGGGUUAUCCCUGGUAUACAGUUAAGUCCCGCACACCACCUGGUGCUCCCUGCCCAGUGGGGACGGGUGUAAGAUCAGAAGGGCAAUGUGAGAAAACUCAUGGGUAUUACACUGUGCAGCAAUAGCUACAACAUCCCUGUGUUACUGACACUGUUUUGGUCACAAAUCCAAAACAAGGCAUCAUGCGAGCUACUAUGAAGGAAAAUUAACUUUAUCCCAGCCCAAAGCAGAACAGUCCAUAAAGAAAACCUAAACAAAUCUGGUUUUCAGUCUAGAAAGAAGAAUUUUGUUGGGUAUGUAAGUCCAGCAGUUAGUCCAGGGUAAUACUGUGUAUACUGAAACCCCAGUUCUGUUUUGACCACUGUCAAGAAGAGUAAAGUGAAAUCAUCCUAUGAACAGUAUUAGGAACCUUGCUCUGCCCAGCUGCAUAGUUGGUGAAAGAGAGGAAGAGGCUGUCUGGUGUGGAAAAACUUCCAACCAAGGAGAAUCUUCAAGUAAUCGCCUGUGCCACAGGUCUUACAGAUGUCAUCUGGGUUGAUCCUGACAUAAAUACAGUGAGCAGGGCCUGCUAGUUCUGUAGGGGUUUUAAUGAUUGUUAUUAUUUCAUUGGAGUUACUUUCCAACAGUUACUUUUGAAAGUUGCAAGUUAGUGGUAAGAUUUUUUAAGUGAUGACAAAGAGAGGGGAAUAAACCUAGAAUAGUCCUUAGUUCUGCUGUGCUGAAUGUAAUGCCAAAGGCUUGUUUUCAGACUGUAGACUGGAUUCUGGCCACUCCAGAACAGCUCUGUAUGUACCCAGCAUACAUGAAAUUAAGAUUUAUUUGAUGUUGAUUGUUCACUGUGCAAUGACAAUCAUGUUU
Prinia subflava (tawny-flanked prinia) is the source of this 4589-nucleotide messenger RNA. RefSeq names its product integrator complex subunit 4 (gene INTS4). Bases 35 to 2758 code for a protein of 907 amino acids. Lineage: Eukaryota; Metazoa; Chordata; Aves; Passeriformes; Cisticolidae. The transcript has 23 exons. The record is from RefSeq and is a predicted model, not a curated record. Gene Ontology annotation, biological process: snRNA processing. Gene Ontology annotation, cellular component: integrator complex.